This is a messenger RNA of Synchiropus splendidus (mandarinfish), 2579 nucleotides long. It is a transcript of the gene lgals3a, whose product is annotated as lectin, galactoside binding soluble 3a. Gene Ontology annotation, molecular function: IgE binding; carbohydrate binding; laminin binding. The coding region runs from base 154 to 1269 and encodes 371 amino acids. The transcript is spliced from 6 exons. NCBI's taxonomy places the organism in Eukaryota, Metazoa, Chordata, Actinopteri, Syngnathiformes, Callionymidae. Gene Ontology annotation, biological process: positive regulation of calcium ion import; macrophage chemotaxis; eosinophil chemotaxis. Gene Ontology annotation, cellular component: immunological synapse; nucleus. The record is from RefSeq and is a predicted model, not a curated record.
GGCGCGCCCACUCCGACGUCAUCGGUCGGUCGCGCGCGCGCCUGCCUCCACAGUUUCCACUUGUGUGUCGGGGUUAGCUUGGAGUUGAGUCAGAGUCGCUGGAUCCGUGGCUUCCUUCUGUCACCCGAGAGGAGCCCCACUGCUGCCCAGAUCAUGGCGGAUUUUUCGCUUGCAGAUGCUUUAGGAGAGGACACACAAGGCCAGGCCAAGAAAAUCGGACACACCAACCCGUCAGCCCCAGCCAGCAACCCUGCCAUGCCCUCCAACCCCGGGUGGCCUGGUUCUGCCCCUGGAGCGCCCACACAGCCCUCGGCUCCAAGCGGCUUCCCCGGAGGAUCCUCUGGUCCAGGAGCCCCCGGACAGUUCCCGUACACUUCUGGUCCCGGAGCACCCGGGCAGUACCCGGCGCCUGGUGGUUUCCCUCCCGGGCCGGGGAUGCCCGGCCAGUUUCCCCCGGCACCAGGGGCUCCAGGCCAGUUCCCAUCUGGCCCUGGAGCCCCUGGGCAGUUCCCAGGCCAGUACCCACCCGAGGGAGCUCCAGGACAGCUGCCAGGUGGCCCUGUUCCUUAUCCCACUGGACCAUUCCCCUCAGGCCCAGGUGCUCCAGCAGGUCCCUACUCAAAUGUGCCUUACCCAGGUUGUCCUCCUGAUGGAGGGAAUGGGAUGUACGGACCCGGUGCUCCUGGUGGUUUCCCUCCUCCAGCAGGCCCCUUUCCUGCCUACCCUGCAGGUGGCUUCCCCCCUAUACCCACUGGAUCGUGGGGCCCCCCAGCGGCCGGAGGGUUCCCCCCUGCCCCGGGCCCAUUUGGACCUGGACCCGGGCCUGUCGGACCCUACGAUGGACCAGUUGCUCCUGGAGGAAUGUUGAUGGUGCCCUUCGAUCUCCCGCUCCAUGCUGGAAUUAUGCCUCGUCUUUUGAUCACCAUCGUCGGAGAGCCGCUCCCGGGGGCCAACAGGUUUAAUGUCGACUUCAUGAAAGGCCAUGAUGUGGUCUUUCACUUCAACCCUCGAUUUCACGAGCAGACGAUCGUGCGGAACACCAACGUCGCGGGAUGCUGGGGGCCAGAGGAGCGGGAAGGAGGAUUUCCAUUUGUCCCAGGUCAACGUUUCGAGCUGAAGAUCCUGGUGGAGGAGGACGAUUUCAAGGUGGCGGUGAACGGCACGCACCUGCUGGAGUACGAGCACCGGGUGGGCGGGAUGGAUGAGGUCACCCUGGUGCGCGUGGCCGGAGACGUGGUCCUCUACAGCGCCGCGCCCAGCAUGAUCUGAGCCCGGACCCUGGCUCACCCUCCCGCUCCCUGGCUUCACCUGGAGCCUGCCAUGCACAGUCUUCAGCAAAGGGCAAAAAUCUUUGCCCGCGAGGCACUUUUUAAUUUAUCUGAACAAAUUGCACAUAAACCUCUCGUUUGAAAAGCUGUAUUCAACAUGACACAUACAUACAUACAUAUAUACAUAUAUACAUCAGGAAGUGGUUCUGAUAAACAAGCAAAAAAUGUCUCCCACAUUUCAAAUGUUGGCUGUAUUUUGUUUACAGUACUGACAUGUUUAUUAUUUGUGAUGAAGAGCCAUGGCAUGACCGCAUGUAACGCAACACCAGGAUUUCCAGAGAAAUCCUGAUCCAGAAUCCUGUUGUUUUGAGGUUUGUGUUUCCACCCGCUGCACUGACAGACUGGAGCCCCCAUCACGUCCAUGAUUUGUUCCCGCCGCCAUGACCGCUCAGCGUAGUGUCUCAUUUGUUGCCAAAGACCAGAAGUAGAGUAUUUUAGGAUGAUGUGCUUUUAAAUAAAGGUUGUGAAACAACCGUUACUAGCUGGGAACGUUGUUUUGAAUGAGCCUGUGCAGAUUGGUUUUAUCGUGUUGUGGUACGAACUCAACAAACGGGGACAAUAAAGACGGACUACCUUCUGCCUUGACCUGCUAAUGCAACAUGACAGUCUGAGCUUAGACUUGGAUGCAACAAAGAGGUCCAGUAAAACGCCAGGAGAAUGGACCUGUGAACCAGGAGUUUUGAGAGGAUGCUUUUUACUAGAAAGAAAAUACAUGUACAUGAAUAAAUGUGGCUAGAAUCAGAGGAGAAAAUAGAUGCCAGUUUUAAGUGAACUGUUAAACAACUUGGUGGUCAACAAUGGAUUCACACACUUUCUAUCGAACAAAUCAAUCACCUAAUUUGACCUCUAACUUCCAUAAUCAUUCAUAGCUGUCUGUGUAUUGCUUUAGUGAGAGAACAGAUGGGUAACUCAAUAUCGGCCUUGGGGCUGAAACUGGACCUGGAUCUUGUUAGUCUGCGGAGCCAAAUAUGAUUUCCUAUUGAUAGGCGGUUAAUUUUCCCUUUCAUAAUAACCUGUUAAUAUCCUUGGUUUCCAUUCUGCAACGUUGACACCGAUGUUUUGACGGUGCCCUCGUGUCCACGUCGGUGUCGUCCCAGCACAGGGAAAGUCCAAUUCUUGCCUUUUGUUGUGUCUAUUUUCUAUCACUUCAGUGGGUAAGGAUGCAGCAGAGCGGCUCCAGUUGGCGCUUCCUGAGGUCGGCCGGUGACAGACUGAGAAUUCUUCCAUACACCGGGCUGGUUUGAACCAAUC